AUGGGCAAUACCCAAUCGGCCGAAGCCCCUCGCAGGCAUCGGAAGCUAUCCAAGCCACCAGUCUGCACCUAUACAUCGGCAGCUGGUCUGCCAUACGAUGCUACUGCUGUGACACCCCAUCAUGAGCACUUCUCCAACUCGUAUCUUGUCGGUUCGCUGCCACCGCCUCCCAAACAGGCAUCCUCGACGAGAGUGGCGCCUGCUGGGAUCGGUAUAGCCGUGCCAGUCGAUGAUGUCCCAAGUCCCUUGUCGUCUCCGACGUGCAGAGAUGCUCGACGAGAUUCAAUGCCGCGCAAUGGCGUCCUACGUUCACAGUCAGUCCAGUCAGAGCAGCCUCCGAGGAUGCCAAGCUCGGUCAACCGCUCCAGGGCCAGCUCCAUUGCCCACGACGGAACCCAUUGCUCCCUGACGCGCGCCGAAAGCAUGCCAAUGACUGCCCUGCGUGGCUCUGCCAGCUACGACACGAGAAGCCCCGAGGGCAGACAGCUACAGCUACUCAACGCCAAAAAGCUCCCAAGCGAACCCAUCAUCACAUUCGAGAGCCUUUCUGAGAUCAGCCAGGAUGUGACAGAUGACACCAACAACGGUAACCAAUCUGCAGGCACGCCCAUCAGCAGAACUAAUUCGGACGUCUCCCUGUACAUGCCAAUGCGUCGGCGCUCGGCCAUUCAGAAGCCAGGCGUAGCAACCAGAGCUCACCAUUCCAACCACCCAAUCUCGGCCAAGUCGAGCUUCCGCAAUAGUCAUCCACCAUCCCCCAGUCAGACGCGUCACAACUCAAUUGAGUCGGACCUGGUUCGGCGCAUGUCCCUACCUUCAAUCCCAUCCAGGACGCAAUCUCCAGAGCGAGUCACGACCCCAACCGAGGCAGACUACCGACAGCUGGGUGGCAUGAAAUUUGGGUCCCUGCGUAUCACAAAUGGAGCGCCAGUGGCUACUCCUGUGCCUGAGGAUGACGUCAAGGUCCAAGGGGUCUCUGAGUCGGCGUGGGUGUCUCCCCGCGAGGGCUACUUUGAUGAUGUGGUCGACCCUUCAACCUUGGCGAAGCCCAACGUGGCCGAGCCUAGCGAGCCUGUCACGUCUGGGCAGCCCGUCACUGCCGCCCGAGGCUCUGUUGCCGAGCAAUUGAGCGGCCCAGCAGAGCCUAGAACAUGCGGCAGCGAGAUGUCUGAGAAGGGGAAUGCUGAUUCAUUCCCCGUUGCCGAGGUGCUGGAUGUGAGGGAAGAUCCAAAUGCGAAGCCCAGCCCGGAAAAAAUCCAACAGGAGCUCGAGAACAACAUGUUUAAAGGACUGAUCAGGACUGACAGUGGCUUCAUCCCAUGUCCUUCGUUUGAGAGCACUCGCCCGGCCGCCUCCAAGGUCGACAGCGGCUACAGCUCCAAUGUUUCUCUUAGAUCACUACCCAGCUUGAGAUCCGCUGCAACGGAGAGAAGCACCAUGACCUCUGACAGGCUCGACUCUGAUGUCACGGGCAUCAGCUCCCCGUCUGACUCCAACUCGACCCGUACGUCCUCUCUGGCGCCAUCGCAGACGCACAAUCGCCUCCCAAUUCAUCUCGAAGUCCCUCUACAGUCGACCGAUGAUGAGGCUUCUACUUGCCCAACCACUCCCACCAGUCCGACCAGCCAGACUACUCGCUCAUUUUCGUCCUUUGCUCUGGGAAGCCGGAGACGCCUUUCUUCGCUGACAUCGACCAAGAGUGAUGUUCGCACAUCGAAGUCCGGCCAAGAGGUCCCAGUCCCCAUCAUUAUCACCGAUGACCACGCCGAGACGCAGCUGUCCUCUCCAACCAGAAGCGAUGAUGCCACUGGACGCAAGCUAUACCGGUUCCUGAGCGGCACUCGUAAGAAGGGGCCGCCCAAGGUCCGAAAGGUUCGGACAAUCGAGAGAGAAGACCCGACCAAUCCGCCUCCUGCUCAAGAACUGCGUGGGCUUGUUGCUGGGAUCAAGUCUACGCCUCGGACCCCUGGUCUCCGGGGAGAGCCAAGCAAGGAUACUCUGCAAACAAUCCUUAGUGAGGGAAACCAGGACCCAAAGAAUGGGAUUGAACGUCAGAAGGAUGCUGCGGGAGGCGCCAACCCGGAAACCCCCAGGAAGAUUUCCAGGCGUCAUUCAUGGCGUAAGUCGUUUGCUCAAAUGUUUGGCUCCCGAAGCCCAAGCGUCGCCACAGUUGCAGAGCAUGAGGCCGAGACAUCUCAGACAAUCCAGCCGCGCCCAACAAGCGGUGUCGAGCGUCGUGCCACCCAGCCAAGCAUCACUCGCAGCCCGCGCAACGUUGGUCCCCGUCAGGUGCCUAGGAAACACUCUAGCAGCUCCAGCAACUCAGGCUCCCCGACCAAGGCAAGCAUGCCAAGGUCAGCAUUGCGGGACAGGCGAGAUAAGCCUGAGCUGGCUCACCUUCGAACAAACGUUUCAGCCCCCAAUCUGUCAGAGACUCGUCGAUCGCCUCACAGUCCUGCUCGUAGCGAGCUAAACAGUGCUCUUCGAACAAGGACCUCGCCGCCUGUGAGCAUGCAGACUAGAAGCGGAAAGCCCUCUCGGGGCAAGGUGCAAGGUCAUUCUAGAUCAAUGGCUCCAUCUCACUCGCGCAACUCGUCCCAUCCUACUUCUAGCCGAAGACUCUCGUUGCCACAAGACCUCAGUCGUUCCACACUCCAGAGCCGCCAUUCCACGCAAGCGGCACAGGGUUAUGCCGAGCCACGUAGUCCCAAUUGGAGCAAAGCCAUGGCCCUGGAUGCUGGCCCUCAGCAAGUGCAGGCUGCUCAACAGCCACGAGUCUUGUCCUACUCCAGCACCGGUGUCCAGCAGUCAGUCGUGACCACUUCCCAAGUGAGGCAGCAUCGACGAGCCUCGGCGCCACCUCAGGGAUUCCAGGCUGCUAAUGUGCCUCGCUCAAGAAGCCACUCCACCCUCUUGCAACAGCAGCAGCAGCAGCUUCAGAUCCAGCAGCAACAACAGCAACAGUUUGAGAUUCAGCAACGACAUCAACAGCAGAUCCAGCUCCAGCAGCAUCAGCAGCAACUUCAAAUUCAGCACCAGCAGCUUCAGCAACAGCAGAUCCAGCAGCAACAACUCCAGCAACGAGUACGGCAUCAGUCGCAGCCAUCUCUGCAGGCAUGGACGCCCGUCGAGGCAUACAACCUCAACCAGCAGCUGCAGCAGAACUACAUGUUACAAAACCCAGGUGUGGUUUACGGAACACCAAACAUGAUCCAGCAGCAUCCCGACAUCUACGUCACGAACCCCGUCCACCGUAGGGCAAGCUCUCAGGGGUCCGCUUACGGACAGAACCCGCCAUUCCGGGUCCUCCACAGCUACAACUCGCCCGCGUAUCGAGGCGCUCCCAUCUGGGGUUGAUAAGAUGGGACAGUGUUUAACUAUUCGCUCCCUUUUUCAAGUUUUUACACCCUUUAAGAUACCACAUGAAGCAAAGGGUCUUUUAGUUCGUUUUCGUUUGGCGUUUCUAUAGGUAGCCUUUCCUCAGGGUGAUGGAAUUGGCCCACUGCGUCCACACGCAUCAACUCGAGUUGUACACUUUCAUUCCGGGAACUAGGGACUGUAUUAGGGAUUUGCAUUUGGCAUUUCGGGACUGUUUGAGACAACAUCAUCUGUGUUAGCUAUUCCUUCUCUUAGUUGUCGGCCUGUUAACAGUCAACAUUGCCGUCUUUUACUGGUUGCUCAUACAGAAGAAAAGCGUGGUAGUGUAGCGGUCUGGCGAGUUUAUCUAAUGAACAUGAAGCGGAGAGAAUACGCCAG
Messenger RNA from Fusarium vanettenii 77-13-4, 3756 nucleotides. RefSeq lists its product as uncharacterized. The record is from RefSeq and is a predicted model, not a curated record. The transcript is spliced from 2 exons. The coding region runs from base 1 to 3357 and encodes 1118 amino acids. NCBI's taxonomy places the organism in Eukaryota, Fungi, Ascomycota, Sordariomycetes, Hypocreales, Nectriaceae.